AUUUCCUCAAACUUAAUCUACAACUAUAAAAAUUUCACAAAAUUUGGCAAGAAGUUUUAUAAUUUCGAGUAGUAGGAGUGUGGAAUGAGAGCAAUGGCCGGCGACGCGGCUGAUCAGAGCCAUAGAUUCUUCGUCGCCGUUCACGUUGGUGCCGGAUACCACUCGCCGUCGAACGAGAAAGCGCUUCGUUCCGCCAUGAAGCGCGCCUGCCUCGCAGCCUCUUCUCUUCUCCGCAAGGGUACUGGCCGAUGUAUUGAUGCUGUUGUUGCUGCAAUUCAAGUUUUGGAGGAUGAUCCUUGCACCAAUGCCGGGAGAGGCUCAAAUUUGACUGUGGAUGGACAUGUAGAAUCUGAUGCCAGUAUCAUGGAUGGUGAUUCUGGAGCAUUUGGUGCUGUUGGAGCAGUGCCAGGUGUUAGAAAUGCUAUUCAAAUUGCUGCACUGUUGGCUAAGGAACAGACUUCAGGUUCAUCAUUGCUUGGUCGAAUAAACCCCAUGUUUUUGGUUGGUGAAGGAGCACGAACAUGGGCAAAGUCAAAGGGUAUUGUCUUGCCAACAGUAACAGAGGCUGAAGAGUGGCUGAUAACAGAAAGAGCAAAAUUGCAAUGGGAAGAGUUCAGAAGGAUGCUUUAUGAAGCCAACGCCACUGAAGAUGCUUCUAGAAAACUCACUGGUAUCUCCAAGGAGACUGCUGUCAUAUCAGGAUGGAUUCUAGGUACCUUUUGGGGAGCUUCAUCUGAUCCUUCGUUAUCUGAGGAACAUGAGCCUCAAUCCUGUGAUCAUUUGAACGGAGAGGAAGUUGAUGCUCAAUCUUCUAAACAUAAUGCACUAGAAGAGGGUAGUGUUAUGGAUACUGUUGGAGUUAUAUGUGUUGAUUCUGAAGGACACAUAGCAUCUGGAUCCUCAAGUGGUGGCAUUGCUCUGAAGGUUAGUGGACGGAUUGGAUUGGCAGCGAUGUAUGGUUCUGGUUGCUGGGCAUCCUCAAAAGGACCUUUUGGAGCACCUUUUAUAGUUGGUUGCUGUGUUAGUGGUGCUGGAGAGCAUCUAAUGAAAGGAUUUGCUGCCAGAGAAUGCUGCAUAUCUUCAUCUUUAUCUCGGGCUGGUCCAGCCUCGGCAUGCACAAAAGUAUUGCAUGGCAUAAUUCAAGAAAAAAGUCAAAGGAUGACUGAUAUAAGUGCUGGGAUCCUUCUAGUUGAAGCUGAUGCUCCUAAACUGGCUCCUGGGGGUUCACCACAACUGAAGGCUGUUGAGAUGGUAGCUGCAUAUACUUCCUUGUCAUUUGGUAUAGGUUAUUUUGGAAACAAUCUGCAACGCCCCAAGGUAUCAAUACUUCGAAAUAUGAGGCAGAAGAAUGAAGCUAAAAUAGAUCAGUUUGCAGCACGGGUUAAUCUUGUGGGCGAGAAUCAGACGACGUAGCUGUGAAGUAGAAGAAAAGAGUAAACUCAGGCAAAAUGACUCUGCUUUUGGACCUGGUGAUGUUGUGCACUGCCGAAGACUUCUAUCUCUACGUAUCAGUAGAUUGUUUCCAAUCUCCGGAGGAGGCAUGCUUCUCUAGUAGUAGCAAUCCAAAAUUAAAGAGAGAGACUCAAUCCUCGCCGAGAGAGAUGUUUUAGGAAGUGAACCUGUAAUAGUGAAUCCAGGUGACGUGAGUGUAUUUGGAUAGGAGAUUAUUUGAAAUAAUUAUUAGAGCACUUUUUAUAAUAGUGAUGUAUGUUAGAUAAAAAUGUUGUUGAAAAGAUAAAAAGUUGAUUAGAAAUUGUAAUUGUGAAACAAGCAAAAUAAUAGCGAUCCAAAACUUGUUUUUCUUCUU
Coffea arabica (coffee) is the source of this 1807-nucleotide messenger RNA. RefSeq names its product putative threonine aspartase. Gene Ontology annotation, molecular function: threonine-type endopeptidase activity. The record is from RefSeq and is a predicted model, not a curated record. Gene Ontology annotation, biological process: protein maturation. Gene Ontology annotation, cellular component: cytoplasm. NCBI's taxonomy places the organism in Eukaryota, Viridiplantae, Streptophyta, Magnoliopsida, Gentianales, Rubiaceae.